AUGUAUAUCCUUCGCGAUGUAAGGAUUGAAAGGCGGAUUGAGCAAAACUAUCGUAUCAUAAGAAGUAAAGCUGUAACAAAAAAUGAGUUGUAUGAUGUAAUCAUUGAGAUUUUCACAAAUAAAGUGAAUUGGAUCUCAGCCAGAGAAAAUUAUAUGAACCAUUUCAAAGCUAAGAUUACACUACAAGGCAUUCCGGAUAGAACUAAUAUUGGUCAGAGGAGUGGGGGUGGAUGGGGCGACAAAGGAUGGAUUUGGGUAGAAAAUGAGAUGAAACUAAUUGGUUUAAUAUUUACUAAAGAACAAUUAAAGCAUAAAUGGGAUUGGAUGAAAGAGCAGUGGAAAAUUUGGAAAGAUUUGAAAGGAAAAUCAACUGAAUUAGGGUGGAAUCUUAUUACUGGCACAAUCAUUACGUCUAAUAAAUGGUGGGAUGAAAAAAAUUCAAGAAAACUCAGUUUUGCUAAAUUUUGUGAAAAAGGAAUCGGUAAAGAGCUCUAUGAAAAAUAUGAAACUAGUUUUUUAAAUACUGUGGCUACUGGAGAUUAUGCAUAUGCUCCAUCUUCCGGAGUUUUACCUAAUAAUCUUGAAAAAAUAACACAUGAUGAUGUGCUUUCUACACAACAAGUGGAGUUUAAUAUCCCAUUUACUGAUCUUCUUUUCGGAAAAGUAAAUUUGGAAAAUAUUGGAAGUAAUGCUAGUCAACCAAGUAGUAAAAAGAAAAAGAGGACAAAUUCUCCAACUGGUGGGAGAAAGGAUAGAAACAAAACGAGUAAAGGAAAGAAGAUGUCGAGUACUGAACAAGUAACCAAUAUAGUUAGAGAAUUGAAUGAGGGUAUGCAGGAAAGUAUGAAAAAUAAAAAUGCUGCUUUAUGUGGAGUUUUAGGAGAUCGUCCAGAUAUGAAUGCCGUGGAUCAAAUUCUAUUUGAUGAGGACAACGACGAUGAUCAAAUUUAG
This is a messenger RNA of Mercurialis annua (annual mercury), 951 nucleotides long. RefSeq lists its product as uncharacterized. The transcript has 7 exons. Lineage: Eukaryota; Viridiplantae; Streptophyta; Magnoliopsida; Malpighiales; Euphorbiaceae. Bases 1 to 951 code for a protein of 316 amino acids. The record is from RefSeq and is a predicted model, not a curated record.